GCAAAAAAUCAUGAUCAACACCAACAUGGAAACCAUUUAUCUUUCGUUCCUCUUCAUUCUCAUCGCCGCCGCUACCGCUGCCGAUGCCGCUGAAGCCCCACCCCCGGUGCUCGACAUCGCCGGGAAGCAGCUCCUCGCAGGAGCAGAGUACUACAUCCUCCCCGUGAUCCGGGGCCGCGGCGGAGGCCUGACUCUGGCGGCCACCGGCAACGAAACCUGCCCUCUCGACGUCGCCCAAGAGCAGCAAGAAGUGAAGAAGGGCCUCCCACUGAGCUUCCGCCCCACCAAUGCCAAAAAAGGGGUAAUCAGAACUUCAACUGAUCACAACAUCAAAUUCUCCGCUGCCUCAAUCUGUGUUCAGUCCACAGUUUGGAAGCUGCAUUUCGAUGAAUCCAUCCAAAAUUACACCAUCACCAUGGGAGGUGCUGAGGGGAAUCCGGGGCGUGACACCAUAAGCAAUUGGUUCAAGAUUGAGAAAUUUGAUGAGGAUUAUAAGCUUGUCUUCUGCCCUACCGUCUGCAAUUACUGCAAGGUUAUAUGCAAAGAGGUUGGGAUUGUUGUUCAACAUGGACUCAGGCGUUUGGCUCUCACCGAUUCUGCACCUUUCAAAUUUAUGUUCAAGAAGGCAUAAUUAAUCUAAUGUUUCUUGUUAUUCAUUUUAUGUUCAACAAGAUAUAAUGCAAAUUUAUAUCCAAAUUUUACCAUCUUUAUUUAUUGGAAUUUUACAUGGAUUGAAACAAGAUGGUUUAUGUACUGAUUAGAGGAAGUGCUACAAGAAAUUUCAAGAAUCAACUAGAUGAUACUCAGUAUUUUUUGCAUAUCAUUAUUAAGCAGCAUGAUUUAAAUGAUUGUUGUCACUUGUCAUCCUGCACCGUCCACCUAAAACCCAAAGGGUCCACACCUGCAAUGGUGUUUUGUUUGGUGACAUUUAUAAUGUGAACAUGUCUUGAUUAGAGAGAGAUUAUAGGCUGCUAGAUGGAGUCCAUGUAAUUUUAGGACAAGAUGUUGAAUAUGAACACAAUGAAUUUAACUUAUACUGGACAAUUACUACAUCAUUAAAUGGAGGCAAACAAAAUUAGAUAUUUGAUGAAGAAAGGUGGGUGGAGCACUUGAGUUAAGGAAGGGGAUAAUGUUAGGCAAGUGGCCACUCUCCUCUCCUCCACAUGUGUGUCUUAAAAGUUGACUUUGUUGCACCCAUCACCACUAUUCUACCCACUCACAAACCACAACACAUGAUGUAUACAUAAAUAAACUUGACAUAGCUUUUCAUUUUUCAUUGAUGAGAGACCUAUAUAUAUUCUCACAACUCAUUGUCUCUUUAAAUUCUAUAAUAUUCUCUCUUUACAUGAAAGUGUAAUAAAAUGGGUGAGAAAAAAGCUACAAUCUUUCUAUUUAUGGUGUUGUUUGCCUUCAUCUCCUCUCUUCCUCCCACCAUUGGAGUCCCAUCUUCAAGAAGCCUGAAAUCACUCACUCAUGGAUAUACAUCAAAUCAGCAUAUGUAUCAUGAAAUAUUUCAGUUGAAGAAAGGAAGAAUGGAUGUGGAGGUGACAGAUUAUUCAGGGACGGGUGCUAAUAAUCAUCAUGAUCCAAAACCACCGCCUGGAAGCUUCUGACCUCGUUCUCUGCAUAUUAAUUAUUUACAUAUAUAUGCUCACUCUAUCCCUAUAUAUAAGUAUUUCUAUUUCUGUAAAGGGUUUCUUCUUCUGUAUCACAUUGGGAUACUUUGAAUUUUAUUUAUUUAGGUUAUUGGGGUUUUCUUGAA
Salvia hispanica is the source of this 1762-nucleotide messenger RNA. RefSeq names its product kunitz trypsin inhibitor 5-like. Gene Ontology annotation, molecular function: endopeptidase inhibitor activity. The record is from RefSeq and is a predicted model, not a curated record. NCBI's taxonomy places the organism in Eukaryota, Viridiplantae, Streptophyta, Magnoliopsida, Lamiales, Lamiaceae.